AUGAGCAAUAUUGCGUUUUAUCUGCCUGCCGCGCUGCAGCUUGUCAUGCCGACCGAUGCAGCGGUAUCGUGGUGCGUGCCGUCCGCCGACGUCCUCCGCGAUGGCCAAGAGGCCCUCGGCACAUUGAACACGGGGAGAAAUGCGUCCCUCAUCUUUUUCGGUCAGCCGCUAACGUUGGAGCAGACCCUUCUCGCGAACGAAGCCGACAGGGAGCCGGAAAGCGAUGAGACCGACUUUCUUAACGCCGCUGGUGUGUACGUGAUGCAGUGCGAUUGCCGGAAUCGAGGCGUUGUCGCUUAG
Molecule: messenger RNA, 300 nt
Organism: Leishmania braziliensis MHOM/BR/75/M2904
Lineage: Eukaryota; Euglenozoa; Kinetoplastea; Trypanosomatida; Trypanosomatidae
Exons: 1
Coding region: 1-300 (99 amino acids)
Source: RefSeq, a predicted model, not a curated record